AAAGUCUCGGUGUCAAGUCGCUAACACUGAACCCAUGUAUAGAGAUCUGACAGUGUGUCCAGCAGGACACCAUUGGAGAAGAAUCGGUUAAGUGGCUAACAGUAUGGCCUGUGCACCUCACACGUAACAUAUCAACAUGUCUGCUAAGGAAUACGGAGGUUUACCACGACCCUAUACUAACAAUAGCUUUCAGACGAAACUGUACCAGUUUAAGGAACUAAUUGCAGAACUUACUCAACAAGACAGUGAAGCAAGUCCAGAAGAACGUCGACAGAUUAUAAACGAAACGCUACGGUUCGACGCAUUUUGUGACGCAAUCCGUUCGUUAUUUGGACCUGAUAUACGCAACCAAGACCUAAAAGCAAUAUACAGAAAAAUUACCACUAAUCCCGAUGCUAAAGUCGAUUGGAGCGAGUUGUUUGGUUAUUUUCAAUCCGAAAAUGAAGACCAGGAACAGAUCGUGAAUGAAGAGGUCAGUGUAUUCACAGUAUCUAAAAGACACAGAAUUGGAGAGGCUGCCGGUGACAAGAAGAGACGAGAUACCAUACAAAAUAUACAGUAUAAUCCUCAUUUUGACAUUUACAUAACAGCGUCUCUGAAAGGUGUAUUAUGCGUAUGGACAGCAAAGGUGAGUAACAUGCGACUGCAGUCAUGCUGUGAUAUAAAUGAGUCAGCGUGGGUCACAGGUGUUGAUUACUUACCUAGUGUAAGAAAAGUUGCUGUGGCAACAGAAAGAAGCAUAGCAAUAUGGGACAACAGAUCAAAAGGCAAACAUCCUACCAAUUUUGUUAUCAAACCAUUGGACCAUUCACCGCAAUGUAUGACGUACAUACCCUGUAGUAAUAGCAUGCAUGAAGACUGUAUAUUGGUUGGAGAUGACCAAGGAUGUAUUAGUUUAAUCACAAUAGCAGCUAAAGAUCUUAAUCCUAAAGAUGCUAAAGUCGACAAGAAAAAUCCACUUAAUCUCUGUCUGGAUCCUGCUAAUCUCAGCAAUCCUAUAUAUAAAAGAAAGUUUCACAAUGACUGGGUGCUAAAUGUUAAAUACUUUCCUGAAUUGAGGUGCUUUGCUUCUUGUUCACCAAGUACAACUGUUUCAUUUGUCCUUGAAGAUGUACAAAGAAUAAAUGAUAAUCAACCAAUCAGAUCUGUUGGAAUAAACAAAGGUGUGAACUGCUUUGCAUACUGUGCCAAAGCUAAUGUCAUAGCAACAGGAGGUGCAGACAAGGUUAUCAGAAUUUGGCAUCCACAUAUUUUCACUAGACCCACAGGAAAGAUGAUUGGUCAUUUAUUUACCAUUUCUGAUAUUGCUGUUAAUGAGAAAGAUCAACAUGUUAUCAGUCUUUCAACUGCUAGGGUAUUCAGGGUGUGGGACAUCCAUACACUAACAAGCCUGCAAGUCUUCACAGACAAUGAAGAAAGGCCAGGAGAGAAAAGAAUACACUGUAUGGUGUUUGAUGAUAAACACGAGAGACUUGUUACAGGUUCCAGUGUGUUAGAUUCUUGGCCGUUAACCAGAGCUGUUCAAGACACUAUGCAAGUACCUCAUACACAUGACAGACCAAUCACACAUAUAUUGUAUAAUAAAGAAUUAAACCAGUGUGUCUCACUGUGUUCUGAGUCAAUAAUAAAGGUAUGGGAGAUGGAGGCUGGUAGACAGGUAUACCAAAUAGCUGAAGCUCAUGGACCCAAUAUUGAAGUUACUUCUAUUGCCCUUGAUAAAACUGGAUAUAGACUUGCAUCUGGUGCUUUAGAUGGCUCAUUAAAGAUAUGGGACUUUGGCAGUGGUCAGGAAAUAAGAUUAUGGUCUCCACAUGAUACAGAAAAAGAAGAAGAUUUCAGUGUGACAUGUCUCUUCUAUUGUCUUAUUAACAAUGAACGACAUCUUAUAGCUGUUGGAUGGAAUAAUAAACUCAAAUUAUUUCAGGAUCAGAAUGAAGGCGACUUAAUCUUUGUAGAAGACUUCAAUGAUCAGUACUUUGUACCUCAGAUCACACCGUCAGAGUCUCCUAAUGUCUUCACUAAAACAUCACCACUGCCACAAAUUGGACAAACCUCAGCACAAGUUACUAAUAUAUUUGAAAAGGAAAAUGUGUUAUCAACUUAUGAUCUCAUUUGCCUGGAUAUCUUACAUUCUAAGAAUGUUUUUGCAACUGGCUGUAGUAAUGGUGAUACGAUUAUAUGGAACUAUGAAAAAGCUAGUGUCAAACAAGUGUUCAAAUUACCAGAUGAUUUGAAUGCAUCACAUAAUGGUAUCAGAGAAAGUUCCAAUGGACAUAGAACUAAGAUAACUAAUGCCAAAAAAGUUAAUGCACUAAGAUUUCUUGUUCAUAAAACAAGACGACCAGAUCCAGCUUAUAUCAAGAGGCUAACUAAACAUGUGGUUCCAUCAGAUUCAAAAGAAGAAACUACAGAUGAAGAUGAAAACAAGAACGAGACAUCACAAUCAACUAGUAAACAAAUAAGUAGAAGAGAGAGCCACAUUGAUGAAUUAGUGGUACAAGGUGGUGAUAAUCAAGAGACUGAUAAAAAUAUGGAUGUUGAUGGUGAAAAUAAAAGUGGUACUGAUAGUGUAGAGGGGAUGAUAAAAGAGAAUGAGACAGGUGAUAAUGAUGAUGAUGAUGAUGAUGAUGAUGAUGAUGAUGAUGAAGACAAUAUUGAUCCACAAGCUACUAUGAUAGUAUCCGAAUAUGAUCCUAUUUUAGUCACAUGCCAUGCAGAUUCUUACAUUAGAUACUGGACUUUACAGGGUAAGAUGUUAUGCCAAGUUAGUGCAAUGACAAGACGUCAAGGAUCUGCUGUAACAGCUGUGUGUUCGGAUGAAGAUUGUCAUGUGUUAGUAACCGGCGAUAAUAGGGGUUAUAUCACCAUGUGGGAGGUUGGACAGUUUUUGGAAGACCCAAAAGCAGGAAAAAAGGAACAAAUUAAGCAGGUUCUUAGCUGGAGAGGACAUUCAACAAGAGUUGUUACACUUAUAUAUAUAGAUAAUAUGAAAGCUAUAUUGUCAGCAUCAACUGAUGGAUCUGUAAGAAUGUGGUAUGCUGCUGCCAUGGCCAGAGGUCACUUUAUGGGUUUCUUUGGGCAGCAUAGAGCAUGGAAUUAUCCUAAUACAGAGAGGGUUAGUACACCUGUUCUUCCCUAUGAUAUCAGUGAAAGACCGAUGAAACCCAUCAAAAGUAUGAGUGCGAGACAGAAAGCCAAACGAGCACAAAGUUAUGAAUAUCCACUGAUAUUUAAAGAAUCAAACUGGCAGCCAGUCAGGCGAUCUGCAUACUUUCAAAAGAGAGUAAAGCCCAAGGAACCUGAAGACAAGAAGUUUUUUGAUGCUUUAAGAAAACCUCAGUUUUAUAAUCACCAUCUUGAGUACAUGAAAGCUGGUGAUGCCGAUAGUGGUGCUGUUUUCAGAUCACUUCCAGUCUAUAGGAUAACCACACCAGUGAGAUUAAGUACACCUACAUUUGAUAAAUUGACAUCUCAAGAAGCACAGGCCUAUUUUUUUACUCAACCGAGUAAAAUGAAGAGCAAUUCUCCAAUUAAAGACAUUGGCAAGCAACAAAGUAGAAGAAAGUUACAGAGAUUAGCUACAACUAAUACCACAACAAGUAGCAGUUCUUGGUCUUCUCUACCAUCACCUAGAAAAAGAUGA
Messenger RNA from Saccoglossus kowalevskii, 3643 nucleotides. RefSeq names its product WD repeat-containing protein 64-like. Gene Ontology annotation, molecular function: protein binding. Lineage: Eukaryota; Metazoa; Hemichordata; Enteropneusta; Harrimaniidae. The record is from RefSeq and is a predicted model, not a curated record.